UUAAUCAAGGGUCCCACUGGCCACCAUUCGAUCUCACAGAAUUUGGGGGAAUAUGCUGAUGUCCGCUAAAAUUUGGGUAUUACUGCGUAUUAGAGUUGGAAAAAUAUCAAAAGAUUAAAAAACGAAUUUGAGUUUGUUUGAUCGAAUCUGACAGAGGAGAGUGGGAAGAGAGAGAUUGCGCCUAAGAUGUUUGGGUGCAAGUGUUUCCACUGGAGCAGAGUCCUCGAUUUCUCGCCACCGGAGCCUGAAAGUUUCUCACUGCCGGCUCCGAUUCCACAAUGGCCCCAAGGUCAUGGAUUUGCUACCGAAAGAAUAAAUCUUGGAGAAAUUGAAGUUCUCAAAAUCACGAAGUUUGAGUUCAUUUUGGAAUGCAAUCUUUUACAGGACAAGAAAAAAGGGGUCUCAUUUUAUAAACCAGUUGGAAUACCAGAUGGAUUUUUCUGUCUUGGUCACUACUGCCAAUCUAAUGACCAGCCUUUACGAGGGUUUGUACUGGUGGUGCGGGAAGUGGGUUUGCGUGAACCACAAAAUUCUUUCAUUUGCAACCCAGAUAACUCUCCGCCUCUUCUUAGCCCCCUCGAUUAUACGUUAGUUUGGAGUCCAGAUGAUGGGAGUGAGGAAAAUCUCGAGGGAUGUGGUUAUUUCUGGUUGCCUCAGCCGCCUGAAGGUUAUAAAGCUAUGGGUUUCGUGGUCACCAACAAGCCAGACAAGCCUGAGCUGGAGGAAGUUAGAUGUAUUCGAGCUGACCUGACAGAUAAAUGUGAAACUUACUGUUUGAUACUAGAUACAAGUUCUAAAUUUCCCAAAUUACCAUUUCAAGUAUGGAGCACCAGACCCUCUCAUCGGGGAAUGCUUGGGAGAGGUGUAUCUGUUGGGACUUUUUUUUGCAGUACCUAUUGGAGUUCUACGGAAGACCUACAUAUUGCAUGCUUGAAGAACUCUGACCCCAUUCUGCAUGCAAUGCCAGAUCUUGAUCAGAUUCAUGCAUUAAUCAGACACUAUGGUCCCACUGUUUACUUCCAUCCCGAUGAAGCUUAUUUUCCAUCACCUGUUUCAUGGUUUUUCAAAAAUGGUGCAAUUUUAUGCAAGAAGAAUGAGUUGGUUGGUGAGGCCAUUGAUCCUGAAGGCUCGAAUUUGCCAGUUGGUGGGACAAAUGAUGGGGAAUAUUGGAUAGAUAUGCCAAGUGAUGAUCGGAGAGAGAGUGUCAUGCAAGGAAAUUUAGAAAAUGCAAAACUUUACAUACAUGUGAAGCCAGCUUUAGGUGGAACUUUUACUGAUAUUGUGAUGUGGGUUUUUUGUCCCUUUAAUGGUCCAGCUACUCUGAAGAUUGGUAUUAUGAAUCUUGCCCUUAGCAAGAUUGGACAGCAUGUCUGUGACUGGGAACAUUUCACACUUCGUGUAAGUAACUUCACAGGAGAGCUUUGGAGUAUCUAUUUCUCACAGCACAGUGGGGGCCAGUGGGUGGAUGCUUUUGAUUUGGAGUUCAUAGAGGGAAAUAAAACUAUUGUUUACUCAUCGAAAAGUGGCCAUGCAAGCUUCCCUCAUCCUGGGAGCUAUCUUCAAGGGUCCAAAAAGCUUGGGAUUGGAGUGAGGAAUGAUGCAGCACGUAGCGAUUAUUACAUGGAUUCAAGCAUCCAGUAUGAAAUUAUUGCAGCUGAAUAUCUUGGAGAUGGAGUUGUUAGUGAGCCAUGUUGGUUGCAGUAUAUGAGAGAGUGGGGUCCGACCAUUGUGUAUGAUUCAAGAACUGAGCUGGAUAAGAUCAUCAAACUUUUGCCACUGAUGCUUAGAUAUUCAGUGGAGAAUAUUUUUGAUAAGUUUCCGUUGGAGCUGUAUGGUGAGGAAGGCCCUACUGGACCAAAGGAGAAGAACAACUGGGUGGGAGACGAAAGAUCCUAGGUUUGUCCAAGACUCCCAACUUCUUUUUUGGAUAAUCGCUCUCCAUCUACCAUUAUGUUCAUAUUACGCAGGUAGAAUACGUAAAUAUUUUAGUUUGUCUUGCUGUGACCAUAUGUAUAAUUGUCAUACGUGUUUUAAAGACCGAUAGCAUUUGGAGACGGACCCCAUUCAUAUGGGAUGAAGGCAAGGAUGAUGAUGAUGAUUUGGAGACGGACAGUAUAGUGCCUCUUGUCAAGUGAAGUAAAUUGGAACGGUGAAGUAAAAGGAUUGGGUUGUUUAUACUAGGCAUGUUGAAGAUCGGUCGAGGAUUGUCCAAAUAUAUAUCAAACAUUGAAUUGUUAAGAGAUCUUAUACUGAUAGUGGGUUGAGUAAUAAAUUCUUCGGCCGUAGAGGAAAUUUGUUAGAUAGCUUAAGCCACAAGAGAAGACAUUUAUUGAGAAGAUUAUAAAUCUUGAAACUAUGUAAAUGAUUGUGAUAUUAAAUUUUAUUAGUGUUUGGAUUUAUGUAAAAUGGAGCAUUUGGUA
Messenger RNA from Cornus florida, 2420 nucleotides. RefSeq lists its product as hypothetical. The record is from RefSeq and is a predicted model, not a curated record. Bases 187 to 1896 code for a protein of 569 amino acids. Lineage: Eukaryota; Viridiplantae; Streptophyta; Magnoliopsida; Cornales; Cornaceae. The transcript has 2 exons.